AUGCAAGAGACAGACCUAUCAACGACCAACCAUGAGGUGAGCUACCAAACUGAUAAUUCCAGCAUAAAUCUGCCUUCGGGCACGAAUGGUGAGCAGUCGAUCCCCACUAAUCCGAGCACCACGGUUGUGAAUUCAAGUGUUGGCAUUCAGAGCCCUUUAGGGUUGCAUACUUCCACUACGAGCAUCGGAACGGCUCAGUAUCCGAGCACUAAACGCUCCGUUUCUAUGUUACAACGAAGCAAAAAACGAGGUGCGGGGCCUCAGACGUUGUACGUCCGUCCCUCCGGCCCCGCCGCCGAGACGUUUAUUCUCAACCGAAAAGAUGACGACAAGGGAAGAGUUGAAAACCUGCCCUUCCGAGGAGAAUCACUCGAUUCGGGAGACAAAGACCGCUCCGCGAAUGACUUCCCGGGAGUCGUUCCAUGCGUCUUUUCCAAGCUCAGCACAGCCUCCGGGCAGACGAUACGGGGCUUCCACACGAUGGUCCGUGGCCUUGACAGCCCGAUCCUGGCGGUUGGGGCGGUUUUUCUUUUUUUUCUCGUGGUGGACAUCCUCCUCCUCACUCAGGCGCGAUUGAUUAUUCAUAGCACACUUCUUAUACGCACCGAACUCAAUGAAGAGCUCCUUUUCUUUGUUUCGAGCCUUGGGGAGUCCUAUUAUCAGAAGAAUCGUAAACUCGAGACGUUGAUGGCGUCCUCUCCCAAUGGUCCACGAACACUUGAGCAGGCGCGGGUGGAGGCAGAGGUAAAGCUACUGGAAUGCAUGUAUAAUCGGAGCCUGUCUAAAUUUCAUCGCGAACUUGGCUACCUAGGUGACAUUAGCGACCUUCAGUUUCUUCUAAACUUACAUUUUAUGUAUGAAGAUGAGCUUCGAACUAUGAUGCAGGAGGAGCGGCAUUCGGUUUACUUGUCAGAUAAGAUUAGACAUUUACGGAAGAAUGAACAGUACCCUAGCGCAGCUGUCACUAAUCGAAAAAAGGCCUCCUAUCCCCAUAGCAUCACAGAGCAGGAUACAACCGCAGCAUCGGGUGCAAUGGACUUAGCUGAUGAUCUGCGGUAUACGAUCGAUGCGUUUGUUUCGACGGCGCUGGGGAAAGCGCAACUAAGGAAUGGUUCUAUGGACAUAAAUUCGAUUGAAAAUGGCAUGUAUUAUGACAAUUUUGAAUACACAAGAGUGAAGGAAGGGCGCUUCACUUUCUUACCAAGUAUCUCCAAAGGGAUAACGAGGAUGGGCAAAUCAAUCAAGGGUUUAAACGAUAAUGAAGUGAAGUCUCGUUCAUUUUUACUGAAACGAUUUCUCUGCUUCAUUUUAAUGUGUGUGAUUUUGUAUGUCUGCUUUUAUUUUCAUUAA
Phytomonas sp. EM1 is the source of this 1350-nucleotide messenger RNA. The record is from the annotation of a GenBank genome assembly. Lineage: Eukaryota; Euglenozoa; Kinetoplastea; Trypanosomatida; Trypanosomatidae.